AUGUACGAAGAAACAGCAAUAUCUUUCAAUAACAACAGGUAUAUAGCCAAACAUCCACCGCUACCAACAAACAAAGCUGUUGCUUUCAGAAGGACUGAGAGUGUACUUAAACGUUUACAAAAGGAACCAAAAUUACUUUUAAAAUACGUAGAAAUAAUUAAUGAGCAGGAAAAGCGAGGGUUCAUUGAGAGAGUUGAUAACGAAGAAAUCAAACAAAAUAUCAAGCUGCAUUACCUACCACAUCACCCAGUAAAGAAGGAUUCAGUCACGACGCCAAUUAGGAUCGUAUAUGAUUGUAGUUGCAAACAGACACCAGAUAGUGCUAGCUUGAAUGACUGCUUACUGAAUGUACCGCCUAAAUUAAAUGAAGUAACCGCCAUACUACUCAGAUUCCGCUUGAAUAAGUAUGCAGUAUCUACAGACAUCGAAAAGGCGUUUCUAAAUGUUGGACUGGACAUUGAGGACUGGGACGUAACUAGGUUUUUCUGGUUGAGUAAACCAACAGACCCAAACAGCGAUUUAACAACAUACAGUUUCAAGUCCGUACUAUUUGGUGCUACAUGCUCGCCAUUUAUAUUGAACGCCGUAUUAUCAAAGCACUUGAAUAACCAUCCAUUUGAUUUCACUGAAAAACUAACCAAAGAUUUAUAUGUAGAUAACAUUGUAUCAAGCUUUGAAUCAGAAGAAGAACUGUUGAAAUACUUUAAACUCGUUCGUAGUCUAUUUGCAGAUGGAGGAUUUAAUUUGCGCUCAUGGGCCUCCAACAGUCAACUAUUACAAGUAUUAGCAAGAACCGUAAAUGUUAUGGACAAGGAUCAACUAGUUAAAAUCUUAGGAUUACGAUGGGAUAUAGCCAGUGACACAUUAGGAUUCGUUACAGUUAAUACAUACAUCAGAACUAAUAACAAAACGCGAAGUACUAAGACAAUCAUCAAGGAUUUAUGA
Mytilus trossulus (common blue mussel) is the source of this 945-nucleotide messenger RNA. RefSeq lists its product as uncharacterized. Bases 1 to 945 code for a protein of 314 amino acids. Lineage: Eukaryota; Metazoa; Mollusca; Bivalvia; Mytilida; Mytilidae. The transcript has a single exon. The record is from RefSeq and is a predicted model, not a curated record.